AUGCGGCGGCAGGAGCAGCAGACGUUGCAGCUGGAACAGUUGCAGCAGGAGCAGCUGCAGCCUCAGGAGAAGCUGCAGCAGGAGCAGUUGCAGCCGCCGGAGCUGCAGCCGUUGCAUCAGGAGCAGCUGUUGAGUCAGGAGCAGUUGCAGCAGCUGCAGCUGGUGCAUCAGGAGCGGCUGCAGCAGGAGCAUUUGCAGCCUCAGGAGCUGCAGCCGGUGCAGCAGGAGCAGCUGUUGAGUCAGGAGCAGUUGCAGCCGCGGCAGCUGCAGCUGUGGCAUCAGGAGCAGUUGCAGCCUCAGGAGCUGCAGCCGGUGCAUCAGGCGCAGUGGCAGCCGCGGGAGCUGCAGCUGUUGCAGCAGAAGCAGUUGCAGCCUCAGGUGGUGCAGCCGUUGCAUCCGGAGCAGUUGCAGGCGCAGGAGCUGCAGCCGUUGCAUCAGGAGCAGCUGUUGCAUCAGGAGCAGUUGCAGCCUCAGGAGCUGUUGCAGCAGGAGCAGUUGCAGCCUCAGGAGCUGUUACAGCAGGAGCAGUUGCAGCCUCGGGAGCUGCAGCCGUUGCAUCAGGAGCGGUUGCAGCCGGAGCGGCUGCAGCCGUUGCACCCGUUGCAGCCGCAUCAGCCGCAUGGGGGGAAGACGCAGCGGCUGCCCCCGGUGUAUAUCUACAGCCCUGAGUAUGUCACUGCCUGCGACUCCCUGUCCAAGGUCCCCAAAAGGGCCAGCAUGGUGCAUUCGUUGAUUGAAGCAUAUGCAUUGCUCAAGUUAAUGAGGGUGGUCAAACCCAAAGUGGCCUCCAUGGAGGAGAUGGCAACCUUUCACACCGAUGCCUAUCUGCAGCACCUCCAGAAGGUCAGCGAGGAAGGGGACGACGAUCACCCGGAAUCGGUAGAAUACGGUCUAGGAUAUGACUGUCCAGCCACUGAAGGGAUAUUUGACUAUGCGGCCGCGGUGAGCGGCGCUACAAUCACUGCUGCCCAGUGCCUGAUUGAUGGAAAAUGCAAAAUCGCCAUUAACUGGGCCGGAGGUUGGCACCACGCGAAAAAAGACGAAGCAUCUGGCUUUUGUUAUCUCAAUGAUGCCGUCUUGGGAAUAUUGCGAUUGCGACGGAAAUUUGGCCGAGUUCUCUACGUGGAUUUGGAUCUACACCACGGGGAUGGUGUGGAAGAUGCCUUCAGCUUCACUUCCAAAGUCAUGACCGUGUCUCUGCACAAAUUCUCACCAGGAUUUUUUCCAGGAACCGGGGACGUGUCUGACAUCGGUUUAGGGAAGGGACGGUACUACAGCGUCAACGUGCCCAUUCAGGAUGGCAUUCAGGAUGAGAAGUAUUACCAAAUCUGCGAGAGUGUAUUGAAGGAGGUGUAUAGAGCCUUCAAUCCAGAAGCCGUGGUUGUGCAGCUGGGGGCCGAUACGAUGGCCGGAGACCCCAUGUGCUCUUUUAACAUGACUCCAGUGGGGAUCGGCAAGUGUCUGAACUACAUCCUAAAGUGGCAGCUGGCUACCCUCGUCCUGGGUGGAGGAGGCUACAACCUCGCCAACACGGCCCGCUGCUGGACAUACUUGACCGGGGUCAUCCUGGGGCGAACACUAUCCUCUGAGAUCCCAGAUCAUGAGUUUUUCACAGAAUAUGGUCCCGAUUACGUGCUGGAGAUCACGCCAAGCUGCCGGCCGGACCGCAACGAACCGCACAAAGUCCAGCAAAUUCUGAAGUCCAUCAGAGAACUUUGUGCCGGCCGUUGGUUUUUUGGAAGUCCGGUUGUGCUCGACAUCGGAAGGCCAGGUCCUUUUUCUGUCUGGAUCUCCAGCUAUUGUAAGCUGGGAUUCGACCGGGCUGGAAAUAGGAAUUGCAAGAUGCUUCCUCUGGAAGGGAAAGGGCGAGUGGCAUUCCAUGAAUCCCAGGAAUGCCUCUGCUUUUGCCAACCCGUCUUUAAUGAGUAUCAGUCUCAGGAAUUUGAAAAGAUGGUGGAGGCAAAGCAGAGUGGAGGAGAAACGGGAACCGGAAAAUCAACCGAAACUGGAAAUGUGCAAGAUGGAUAG
Tachyglossus aculeatus (Australian echidna) is the source of this 2028-nucleotide messenger RNA. RefSeq names its product histone deacetylase 8 (gene HDAC8). The coding region runs from base 1 to 2028 and encodes 675 amino acids. The transcript is spliced from 13 exons. The record is from RefSeq and is a predicted model, not a curated record. NCBI's taxonomy places the organism in Eukaryota, Metazoa, Chordata, Mammalia, Monotremata, Tachyglossidae. Gene Ontology annotation, molecular function: histone deacetylase activity.